Messenger RNA from Alternaria rosae, 1785 nucleotides. RefSeq names its product N-carbamoyl-L-amino acid hydrolase. The record is from RefSeq and is a predicted model, not a curated record. Lineage: Eukaryota; Fungi; Ascomycota; Dothideomycetes; Pleosporales; Pleosporaceae. Gene Ontology annotation, molecular function: hydrolase activity, acting on carbon-nitrogen (but not peptide) bonds, in linear amidines. The transcript is spliced from 2 exons. Bases 101 to 1621 code for a protein of 506 amino acids.
CUGGGCGCCUGUCAUGUCAUGUUAUCCUUUGAGAUGCCGACUUCCAUGACCCGUGCCGCCAUGAUUUCCAUCUCUCUUCUUCCUCACCUUUCCUCACAUAAUGGCUCUGCUGGCUAACAGAUUCCCGACUGCACUCCGCAUUGCAAGCAGUCGCUACCCCGCACCGAGAGCUGUACCUACUCCAAGAGCAGGGAUAGCAUGCAAACAUGUUAGAUGCUUCUCUAGUUCGCCACAAUGGCACAUCAGAACGAAGGAGAUGAAUGAUGAUUCCAUGAGAGAUCUGAAAGUCAACCAGGAGAGACUGAUGAAGGAUAUACACGACACGUGCCAAUGGGGAAUAGGCGAGCCAUGGGGCGAAAAGCCAACGGAAACAGGCAUGAAACGACUGGCGCUCUCUGAUGCCGACAAAACCGCACGUGACUGGUUUGCAGAGACAACAAAGGCGCUUGGCUGUGAAGUCACCGUUGACGCCAUGGGAAACCAGUUCGCUGUGCGACCCGGUCUUCGGAACGACAAACCACCUACCUUCGCGGGGAGCCACUUGGACACGCAGCCUACUGGCGGGCGGUACGACGGAAUCUUGGGUGUUACUGCUGGCGUGGAGAUGCUCAGAGUGCUCGCUGACAAUUGGACGGAGACCGAGUACCCUGUCGGUGUGGUCAACUGGACCAACGAGGAGGGCGCCCGGUUUCCCAUGUCGAUGGUGUCUAGCGGGGUUUGGGCGGGUUCUAUCCCUCUUGAAACGGCGCAUAACCUUCGCGAAGUUCAUCCUGGAACCGCAACCAUGAAGUCUGAGCUUGAGCGUAUUGGCUACCUGGGGAGUACACCAGCGAGUUAUGAGGCCAUGCCAAUGGCGGCGCACUUCGAACUUCAUAUCGAACAGGGCCCGUUGCUAGAGAUGGCAAACAAGAAGAUUGGAGUUGUCACUGGAGUGCAAGCCUACAAAUGGAUGACUAUCAAAGUCAAAGGGCGGGACACGCAUACCGGAACUACCGAUCUCAAGUCGCGAGCUGACGCGCUGUUGACAGCGAGCAAAAUGAUCCUUCAUUCCCAUCGUCUUGCAACCGCCAACUCCGCACUAGCAUCUACAGGUAUCCUUAACCUAAAGCCUGGCUCGACAAACACAGUACCAGGCGAGGUAACUUUCAGUCUCGACAUUAGGGCACCAAAAGAUGAGACAGUCGCAAAGAUGAAGGAACUAGUUCUCCGCGACUUCCCCAAGAUCGCCGCAGGCGAAGAUGUUGAAGGUUCAAACCACGGUUGCACGAGCGGCCUCCCACUAAGUGUUGAGAUUGUCGAGGACUUCGAUAGCCCAGCAACCAAGUUCCACGCAGACUGCAUCACGUCUGUCAGCCAGUCUGCGCGCAGCAUUCUCGGUCCCAAUCAGUCUAUGGAGAUGACCUCUGGGGCUGGGCAUGAUAGCGUCUAUGCGAGUAAGCGUUGCCCAACGAGCAUGAUCUUCGUGCCGUGCAGGGAAGGAGUGAGCCACAACCCAAGGGAAUUUUGCAAGGAAGAGGACUGCGCACUAGGCGCUCAGGUUUUGCUACAGAGUGUGAUGAGAUUUGAUAGGAUGAGGGAUGAGAGAAGGGUUUCAUGGAAGCAGGAGCCAUACACUCUAUAGGUAGAGCAUACUGACUGACGACUUAGCAUGUCAUGGCGCUCCCGUGUAGUCUUCGGUAUUCCACAGGAUCAUUUAUCGUAGCAUUGGUAAUCAAACAGUAUCUUUCCGAUGACUCUCACGUUCGGCGAAAGGAUUUGAGAGCUAACAUCGGGCGGCUUCGAGGA